AAAUUAGGGUUUUCAUUUCAGUAAUCGCUGCCGCACUAUCGUCUCCUACCUCCUUUGCCUACAAGCUUUCACGCGGGAGCUCAACAUCAGCCAUGGCGGAACAGACUGAGAAAGCUUUUCUUAAGCAGCCUAAGGUCUUCCUUAGCUCGAAGAAAUCUGGAAAGGGAAAGAGACCUGGAAAAGGUGGAAACCGUUUCUGGAAGAACAUUGGUUUGGGCUUCAAGACUCCUCGUGAAGCCAUUGAUGGAGCUUACGUUGACAAGAAAUGCCCCUUCACUGGAACUGUUUCCAUUAGAGGUCGUAUCUUAGCUGGUACUUGCCACAGUGCGAAAAUGCAGAGGACCAUUAUCGUGCGAAGGGAUUACCUUCACUUUGUGAAGAAGUAUCAGAGGUAUGAGAAGAGGCAUUCAAACAUUCCGGCUCAUGUCUCACCAUGCUUCCGUGUUAAGGAAGGAGACCAUAUCAUCAUUGGCCAAUGCAGGCCAUUGUCGAAGACAGUGAGGUUCAAUGUGUUGAAGGUGAUACCAGCUGGGUCUUCUUCUUCAUUUGGAAAGAAGGCAUUCACUGGAAUGUAAGCUGCUGCUGUUGAUGAUGUUAGUUUAUGUUUCUGGAUAGAGCUGAACUAUUAUGUUUUAUGGUGAUUUUCUUAUUGAAUUUUUCCAGACAUUAAAUUUUGUUUUACUCUGCUGAAUCUUUUUCAUCCCAAUCUGUGCCUCUGUUUAAGAUCUGAUUUUUGCUACUCUUCUCUUACCUUGUCCUAUAAUUAGGUUUAAAACCCGGUUAGACAGGCCAGUCCAAUCUAGUACUGUCGAGUUUGGUCU
Molecule: messenger RNA, 821 nt
Organism: Arabidopsis thaliana (thale cress)
Lineage: Eukaryota; Viridiplantae; Streptophyta; Magnoliopsida; Brassicales; Brassicaceae
Product: Nucleic acid-binding, OB-fold-like protein
Exons: 6
Coding region: 93-575 (160 amino acids)
Biological process (GO): translation
Cellular component (GO): ribosome; cytoplasm
Molecular function (GO): structural constituent of ribosome; mRNA binding
Source: RefSeq, marked reviewed